AUAUAACUUAACAUAACGGGACAGACACGUCGCCUCUUUUUUUUCUCUAUUUCUCUGCAGAAAGCCAAAACACACCGCACUUUUUUUUACUCCCUCUACAUACCAAUCCAAUCCUUCCGUUGCUGUAUUUUUAGGGUUUUUGCUGCAAUCCCAUCUCUCUUUUCUGUAUGAUGUAAUGUAAUAUCAAUCCGAUUCUUGAAAAGUUCGUGUUUCUGGUGGCAUAUUUCCUUCCCAUCUGGGUUUUCUCUGUAAAUCACAAAGAGGCAAAGUAGAUAAGAAUCCCUAGGUUGAUCGAGUUGGGUUUUGCUUUUCUGGAUUGGGAUGUACAUUCUUUGAUGUAAAUUUUAUUUGGGUAAUGAGGAAGAAGAGAAAGGGUAGUGAAAUUUUAGGUUCCAAGAAAAAUGAAAUGUUUGAAGCUGUCCGUGAUCUGGAAUCGUCUCUGUCGAAUCUAAAGUUGCAUUAUUCGCUAGAAGAUUACUCAAGAUUGAAGAAAAAGUGCAAGGAAGAUGGUGUUCAUGAUGGUUUGGUGGGUAGUGAUGUUGUUAAGUCUUGCAAAAGUACCAGGCUCGCUGGUAUUGCUGCCACAGCACCGCCAUUAGGAUCCUCAUCUUUGGUAUCAUCGGGUCGGGGAAUUAAAAGGAAGAUUGGGUGUAUAGAGGCCAAAACUCAAAUGGGUAGAAGGAAGAAGAUUGAAGAUGAUUAUGUUUUAGGUGAGGCCAUUGGGAGAGGAAAAUUCGGAUCAGUUUCACUCUGCAGGAGUAAGGUUACCGGGGCUGAGUUUGCCUGUAAAACUUUAAAGAAAGGUGAGGAGACUGUUCACAGGGAGGUGGAAAUAAUGCAGCAUUUGUCAGGCCACUUCGGUGUGGUAACGUUGGAAGCUGUUUAUGAGGAGGAUGAAAACUUCCAUUUGGUUAUGGAAUUGUGUUCGGGUGGAAGAUUGAUUGAUCAGAUGGCCAAGAUCGGACGGUACUCUGAACAUCAGGCUGCUAAUAUAUUUAAGGACUUGAUGCUGGUAAUUAAGUAUUGCCAUGAAAUGGGUGUGGUGCAUAGGGACAUUAAGCCUGAGAAUAUUCUUUUAACUGCUUCUGGGAAAAUAAAGCUUGCAGAUUUUGGCUUGGCAAUGAGGAUUGCGGAUGGUCAGAGAUUAACUGGUUUGGCUGGAAGCCCGGCUUAUGUUGCACCUGAAGUCAUACUGGGGGAUUAUACUGAGAAAGCAGACAUAUGGAGUGCAGGUGUUUUCUUACAUGCUCUCUUGCUGGGUGUUCUCCCUUUUCAAGGUGAUUCGUUGGAAGCUGUAUUCGACGCUAUUAAGAAUCAAAAGCUUGAUUUCCAUUCAGAAAAUUGGGAAGCAGUGUCUAAACUUGCAAGGGACCUUCUAGAGCGCAUAUUUACGAGGGAUCCCAAAGCCAGGAUAAGUGCUGAUGAAGUACUAUGUCAUCCAUGGAUCUUGUUCUAUAAUGAGAGGACAUUGAAGACUGUGUCUAUCAAGUCGAAGCAGAGGCAUUAUUCAAGUGUAACAUCUACCCCACUGUCAGCCACAGCUCUGAGAUCACCACAAGAUGGAAACAAGAGAAGCUAUACAUCCCAGGUGGUUUCAAGUCCAUCUUCACCCUCUGAAAGUCUCCCCAACGAUUCAGCAGAGCAAGAGGAGUCAGAAUUGGUUGAUGCCCUUGCUGUAGCAAUUUCGCACGUGAGGAUUUCCGAACCUAAAAGGAGCAGGCUGUGUCUUUCCAACAGCCCGAUUCGGGAGCAGUGCUCCUCUAACAUGACAGCUAGCAAUCUCUGCAAAGCAUUUUGACUCUGAUGCACAUACACCUGACAAACCAAGCACCAACUAGGUUUGACUUCUAAAGAGUCCAAGGGGGUUCAACAUCUUACUUCUAUAACUUUACUACCUUGAGUUUUCUAAUAGCCUUUACUAGAUUGACGUUUAAUGUACUGUGAAGCUAACAAUCGUUACACGAUUAUGCAAUAAACGUGUAUUGUAGAUAAGAUGUAAAUAGAUGAAACUUGAAUGAGUAGUGUUCUGUGCAACAUUCAGGUUGCCUCCUUUGUUCUCACAUCUUAAUUAAUUUGGUUGAUCUAUUCUUAGUAUACCGACUCUCAUACUUUUAAUACUAUGGGUGUUGUGGAAGGACUGCACAUAUUAGGUUGUUUUAUAUCUAUAUCUAUGAGAUUUUUUUUUUCUUUUA
This is a messenger RNA of Oldenlandia corymbosa var. corymbosa, 2192 nucleotides long. Lineage: Eukaryota; Viridiplantae; Streptophyta; Magnoliopsida; Gentianales; Rubiaceae. The record is from the annotation of a GenBank genome assembly.